AUGGAAGAAAAGGACAAGCUAAUUCAGGAAUUAAAAGAUCUGCUUUUAAGAAGUUCUUGUCCCAUCGAAGGAAAACCAGGCAUUGAUGAAUGGAUUCCAAUACAAAGACGAUUCGAUGGAAGUUUAUUAUUCAAUCGAACCUGGAGUGAAUACAAAAAUGGUUUUGGCAACUGUCGCGGGGAGUUCUUCAUCGGUUUGGAGAAGUUGCAUAAUUUGACCAGAUCACGACAGUAUCAACUUAUGAUCAACCUGAAAGAUGUCAAUGGAUCUUCCAGUUGGGCUCUAUACGAUGACUUUAAAGUUGGCAACGAAAGUGAGGCAUACUAUCUGAAGUCUUUGGGUGAAUAUAGUGGAACAGCCGGAGAUUCCCUCACGAGAAGCAUUCCCAUGAAAUUCUCCACUUUGGAUAGAGAUAAUGACACAGAUCCUGACGAAAAUUGCGCUAAGCGAUUGGGUGGCUGGUGGUUUUAUCACUGUGCUAAGAGUUCGCUCAAUGGAGUAUAUUAUAAAAACGGAACCACACCCAAUAUAGAUGGCAUCUUUUGGUCAUCUUGGAAAAGCAAUUAUUACACCAUCUCCAUGACCUUCACUGAAAUGAAAAUUAGAGCUAAACAUUAA
Messenger RNA from Drosophila takahashii, 618 nucleotides. Its product is annotated as fibrinogen-like protein 1. The record is from RefSeq and is a predicted model, not a curated record. NCBI's taxonomy places the organism in Eukaryota, Metazoa, Arthropoda, Insecta, Diptera, Drosophilidae.